AGAGACAAAGAGGGAUGCCUACGGGAAGGAAGAGGGGAGGGGAGGGGAAAGAAAGACGAGAGGGGGAGAGGGGAAGAGGUAACGCCGUAGCCCCCACUGUACAGAAGGACGCAGUUGUCAGCCUCACUAAGGGGUGGUCGGGUCGGAGCCUCGUUUGCUGGUACUACUUGUCUGGAAUCUUGAAGUGGAAAAGGUGACACUUCAAGAUGUCUCCUUUAUCCUACGCCUUUGCUGGGGCCCUUGGUCUCCUGGUACUUAGCAGUGCAGUAUCAGGGUCUCCAGAAUGGGCCAGAGUGGAGGAGAAACUGAGGAAGGAUUUGUUAAGUAACUAUGACAAGAACGUUCGACCAAGUAACACCACAAUCAUCACAUUCAAUGGUCCAUUUAUCAGGGAUGUUCAGCUGGAUGACGCGUCCAACGCCAUUGAAAUGUUCUGCUGGUUGAACUUCCAAUGGCAAGAUGACCGACUGAUUUGGGACGAAGCGAAAUAUGCUGGUGUGGACGUCCUCUCCGUGCCUGUGGAUAUGCUGUGGACGCCUGAUGUCGCUACUUACAAUUCACCAAGCAUCGAAGACAUGCGAGCUAUAGAUAACCAGCCAAUGGUAGUUAAAUCUUCGGGCACUGUGUUGUGGAUCCCCCCUGCUAAGCUGAGAGCAUCCUGUGGUGCCGACAUCAGGCUGUGGCCCCGCGAUACGCACGUUUGCAACAUCACCAUUGGGUCUUGGACUCAGUCGGGACUCAUGGUCGAUUUCGAUAUCCAGUCACCGCCUGAGUUCAAGUACUGGACGGGCAAGGAAACCAACAUGACCGGUUCAGCCUGGGAAGGUCCUGGAAGCCAACUCAACAAAGGAAUCGAAGCAGUACCCUUGCUGCCCUGAUGUCUAUAUCGACGUCUCCCUCUCUCUCAAGCUCCGUCGCUAUGCCCCCAGCAGUACCACUACGAUCUUCGUGCCGGCCGUCUGUCUGAGUCUCCUGACCCUCAUUGUCUUCCUCCUCCCCCCCUCUGCUGGAGAAAAGGUCACCAUUGGAGGAUUUUGUCUCGUCCUUGACCUGAUCUUCCUUAUCUACGUCUCCUCUGUCAUCGGGGUCACUCGUUCUACCACGCCUCUCUUAGUGAAGCUAGCGUGCCAACAGUUCGUCCUCGCUGCCAUCAGUUUAAUGGUGUCCGUGCAGGUCCUGCGGUUGGCAAGAGGUCCUCGCUCCUCUGGUCUUUCCUCUUGCGUCCGCCGGCCCCUGGCUGCUCUUGCCUCUUGCCUCUUCCUCGGGAACUACAGCGCUAUGGUGACCAACGACCGCUCCUCAACCAAGGACGACCUCAAGAAGCACCUCGAUCACCCUCCGCAUUACUCCCAGCUGUCAAGUUCCUCAGAAACGACCUCCACUGACGACUACGUUGUUCUUGCCGCUGUUGUCGAUCGCCUGCUGUUCCUGCUGUUCCUCGCCCUCUGCUUGAACAACGUCAUUCGCUUCUGGAGUGUUCUGUAAUGUUUUUUUUUUUACCGUCGUGGUGGGUGGUUUAAAGAGGUCGGAUUAUCAGUGGCAAUUUUUUUUUUGUGAUUUUUUUUUUUUUUUUUGGGGGGGGGGAGGUUGGCUGGUGAAAAUUCAUCCAAAGCCGAUGACUUUUUUUUUUUUUUUUAAUAAUCUGAGGAUCAUUUGGUCUUAUUUUUUUUCAGAUUCUGAUUUUUAAAAAUUUCGCUUUAUUUUUUAUUUUUUUUUUUUUUUUUGGGGGGGGGCGCUGGCUGAGAAAAAAAAAAUGUGUUUUACGGCCAAUAUCUCCUUUUUUUUUGGUAAUUUUAAGAAUCAUUUGGCAGCAACAUUAGAUCUGGUUUUAUUUAAUUAAUUGGACUUGACCUUCUAUCAACUAAUGCUAUGAAAAUGAUGUCAAAGAAAUCAUACUAUCGGUUGUAUUUUUUCCUAUAAAAGUAGUACCAUUUCCUUCAGUGUAAUCAGUGUAAUCUUACGCUGAUUCGGCAAUUUAAAGCCUAUGGAAAAAUUUAAGAUAUUAAUAUUGCAUGUGCACUAGCUAUCUGUUGCAUGUAUAAUUAAAUCCUAUUUUCCUGCAUAUUACUGUAGCUACUCCAUAUAUUUCCGUCAGUCUCUGCCCAGUUUAUUGGAAAGAAAACGAGGAAAGGGUAUGGCUCAGCAUUAACACUGAAACCCUGAAUCAUAAUCUCUAGCAUUUUACCCCAGAAACUCACAAAACAUAUAUGUACAGGAAAGUAAUUAGUCGAUGCGUGUACUCUGUUCCAUGUAGACGUUCUGGUAGGCCUUUUCAUUAAGAGUAAUACUGUGUGAAGAAGUAUUGCAUGCAAUCUGAUGAAACAGAAAAGAAGUAUUCUCUCUUUCUUGUAAUUGGUUCAAUAAAUCUCCUUCAAAUGGC
Molecule: messenger RNA, 2380 nt
Organism: Penaeus monodon (black tiger shrimp)
Lineage: Eukaryota; Metazoa; Arthropoda; Malacostraca; Decapoda; Penaeidae
Product: neuronal acetylcholine receptor subunit beta-3-like
Exons: 10
Coding region: 207-878 (223 amino acids)
Biological process (GO): signal transduction; regulation of membrane potential; chemical synaptic transmission
Cellular component (GO): synapse; neuron projection; postsynaptic membrane
Molecular function (GO): transmembrane signaling receptor activity; acetylcholine-gated monoatomic cation-selective channel activity
Source: RefSeq, a predicted model, not a curated record